AUGCAGUGGCAGCAGGAGUUAGAGCAGCAGACUCAACAACAACCAGCAGCAGCAGCAGGCCAGAAAGCCCAGUCUGCCGUCCAGCUGUCGCCUUCCUCCGGGCUCUGCACCAUCUACGAAGCACUGGAGAAUAGCGAGGAGGAGGAUGAUGAUGAUGAAGAGGACGACCAUGUAGUAAAGGAACUGAGCAUGGAGGAGAACGGCGAUCUAACGCCAACUCUGAAGGAUGGCGAAGGCCAACGAGAGAGGAGGACGUUCAUCGAAGAACAAGAAGAUACGGACCCUUCCGUCACCAGCUCCUGUCACACCACGCCCCCGCCGGACUCCCCCCCUCAGGUGGAGCCCCGGCACCCCUCUCCCGGAACGGAGAGCCCCGAGGGCGAGUCCCCUCCCCCUCCAGAGUCGCCGGAGCGGCCCCCUCCCCCGGACCUGGACUGGGGGAAGAAGGUGGACAUCGUCCAGCAACUCAUCAACCAGACCCUUCUGCUGGCCGGCGACGGCUGCUCUUCCCUGCUCCUUCUUCCAGGGGGAGGGGGAGGCACACUGAGCCCCCUGGAAAGCAGCCUCUGGCCCAAUCUGGCCCCCCUCACCCCGCCCUCGGCCACUGUCACCUCCGUCAGCAGCUUCUCCCCAGAGGCUCCGGGGAGCUCGCCACAGGGAGAGUGGACGGUGGUGGAGUUGGAGACCCACCACUGAAGGUCACUACGCACACAUGGAAGCACAUCGUUACACCUUUUUUAUUUGGUGGGGUACCAGGGAUGGACACACACACAAGUGACACACACAAGUGGCACACACACGCACACAUUUUCACGUGUACCUAAGGUCGUGCGGAAGAUUCAACUUUGACUCUUUUAUUCAUAUGCACACACCUGCACUGUUUCAUGGUCCUAGGGUUUGUCACAUCACUGCUGUUCACACGCUAGACUACUGCAACACAACACUACGUUGACCCUUUACACUGUAACCCGAUACCUGUAUUACCUCAUUUGUGCCAUCACAACUGCAUCACCACAAGUACAACACUGAUACACGACACUGAUAUCACUAAUGCGCACACACACAGGAUAGCCGUUUGAUGGGUGGCUUAAUAUAUGCAUUUGGCACACACACACACUACUGACUACUGUCCUGGACCUGUGUUUCAUGCCAAACCAAUGUGCCAUGCUAAACUACACACACCAACGGCGCCAAAAAGUCAGUCGAUCGAUUAGGUUCAAAUAGAAGGCGGUGCAUUCCAUGUACUUUAAACUAGUUCACUGGUUAAUUGUGGUGUUUAGGAUAUAGUAGCUAUGAAUGCUCCCUUGUUCGUUUUUUGUUUUUUACUGAAGCCAAAAGUGAUGGUAAUUUGACCGUUGGGACACAACUACUGUUUAUUACAUAGACAAACACUGAAGAGGAUUCACUACUGACUCAGCAUAGAAUGACUGCAAUUUAUCGAUCUCAGCAUGAAGUGUUGUGUGCACUAGACCUGUGUUCCUCUUUGAUACCGCUGACAAACUGCACAUGACUUUGUAUGGACUCCGAAUAUGUCACUCGAUGCCUGCUGUGAACUCCGGUUGAUCGAUCUGCCCUCCACAGGGCCGGCUUGUUCCUGAGGAGGUGUCCCACUGGAGAAGCCUUCUAAUAGCUCAAACCACUCGUUGGCAAUAUUUAUUAUUCGAUCUGAAUUUGAAAUGAUUAUUUAUUGACAAUGUAGACCUUUUUUUUCCUGGGUGGUGUUUUCAAGCACUAUUGGCUAUAAUGUGGUUCUAAGUAAGGUCAAAGGUGAUGCGGAAAUAACGUUCAAAUGAUAUUUGUUGUAGGAAUUGGUUUGGUGAAGGCUAGCAUGUUUUCCCGUCUGAGCGUAUCCCCAGGGUGGCCCCUCUCUGUGGGUUACAGAUGCAAAAUGGGUGUAGUAACAGGCGUGCCGGAAUGAUAUGAAGUCAUGGGUGAAAUUAGCUGGGAGAUUUGAAUGGCUCAGAGUGUCCAGCUGCACAAUGACUCUAUUGAGUACAACACUUCAACUCUGGGUCGGACCGAUUCUGCUGUGAGGGUAAUGCGUCCAGUCCAAAGGAGGAAGUAAGGAUGUAGCGAAGGAUUGAAGAGGGGAAAGUCAUAAAAUGAAGGCACAUAGACUACGAAGAAAACGACUUGUGUUUUUACAAAGAAGACUUUGUAUGGUGAAAUAGGAGGACAGGUUGUACAAGGACUUCAGCUGUUAAGAUGAUGGUUCAUCUUGUGAGAGCGGUUCCACCAGGACUUGACAUGAAAAACUAGGGUACGACCAGCCACUCUUUGUAGCACAUUGGGAUGGAUGACGCUGCUUAGUCAUGAACCGAGGGACUUGACAAGCAAAAUGUCCUUUACUGAGGGUGAACUAGGGUAGGCUAGCCAUAGUGUCUUAAUUUACAGCUGUCUCACAGUAAAGCCAAGAGGCAGGCACUUGCCAGUAGAGAACUCGGGUACAUUCCAAUUUGAGGGGUCGGCCAUGUUUAGGCCCUAGCUGGUGGACAGCAAAUGUAUCAGUGAAAUCUGGCCUUUUAUUCUCUGUGAUUUUUAAGUGUAAUUAUUAUAUAGUAUUUUGUAUUUCUGUAGUGCAUAUUAUUGAAAAUGCAGAUAAUUUGAGCCUGUUCAUGGCAAUGAAGGGAAAUCACUGGAAUUUAUUUUGUACUGUAGAGAUAUCUAGAUUUAUCGUAAACUAUGAAGAGUUAAGAUUUUAUUUAUAGAUGCAAAUCAUUUUAGGAAAUGAAGGAUACAAUUGGUUAACUGAAAUCUGAGCUGCAGAUUGAAAUGAGACGAUAACUUUUUAUUUUGUCAGUUUUAUUGAACUGCAACUUGGCCUGCCUUUCUGAUGUGUGUUCAGCUAUUGAACAGGGAAUUGGGUCUGUGUGCUUUGGCUGCCAUGCCCCACACAAUAUUUGAUGUCUAAUUUGGAGAUCAAUCACAGAAUUUGCCUUACACUAUCCUGGUCAUAUCUGAAAACAACUGAUACUUUUGUAACCCACAAACCCACCUACUAACAUAACACACACACAUGUAAUGUGUACUAAUACUAGUACUGCAAUUUACGGAAAUUUACCAAUUUUGUAAUUUAUUUAAAAUGAAGAAAACCACUUGUGUAAUUUCUGUGAAAGUUUUGUGGAAGACAUUUAGGCAUUUUUACACAUUGUGGGGCUCAAAAUCAUGGCAGCUCGUAUAAUCCCUGAAGUUUUGAAUUUGUAAAUGUGUUUGUGUAAUUAUUUUGAUGCAUUUACCUCUAUGAAAAUAAACUUUUCCAAAACACUGUUGCUUUCACAAAUUAUCCACUACCAUAAAAUACGUUAAUUCAAAAAGUACUUUUGUGAACAUGACAACAUUUAAAAUUAAAGACUAAAUAGUCAACCACAAACCCUUAAAAUAUACCUUCUACAUAACACAAUAGAAACCCUUCAGAACAACAGCAAUCCGA
Hypomesus transpacificus is the source of this 3430-nucleotide messenger RNA. RefSeq names its product proline-rich protein 36-like. The coding region runs from base 1 to 696 and encodes 231 amino acids. Lineage: Eukaryota; Metazoa; Chordata; Actinopteri; Osmeriformes; Osmeridae. The transcript is spliced from 2 exons. The record is from RefSeq and is a predicted model, not a curated record.